AUGCCCGCUCGGAAUCCUAGAUUGCCUAGGUAUCCGAGACCAGUGUCACCUAUUUCUGCCGACGAGAUCCCCAUUUGUGAGGAUACAGCCGUUUAUCGAGAUCUGACGGACGAGGCUGCGGAAAGUUCAGAGCAGAGAGCAGCUAGAAGACGACGAAUCGAGUCCCACAGCGCAGCGUAUCUCCGUGGCCGGCCUUUAUUUAUUCUCACGGCUCAACUAAGAGGGCCCUUUGACAGCGGGUGGAAGGAUCCUUGGGCCAGAAAUACCACUACGAAUACAAAGGAGACAGUAACAAGCCAACAGCGUUCUCUACCAGCUACCAAGCUUGCUCAAGGGAAGAAGCAGGAUUUUACAAUCUCAAAGGCAGAGUCCAAUCGGAUUCCAACAAGAGGAAAUGAGCGGCGGGAAGAGAGCAUUAGCGCACCUCCCAAGAAGAAGGAUGAGUCUUUGCCCGGGGACAGCAAGGUGAGAGAUUGGUUGAGGAGGAAUACGAAGUAUCAGCGGUCAGGAAACAGCCAGCAUUACUUGACCCCUCCAUCACCAAGUGAAGGCAAGGCGACGGAGCGGGCAGCUCCAAGACCAAACAUCGAUCCGACUGCCUCAGUAGACGAUGUGGUCAGCGUCGCGGAUCAACGGGAUCUCCCUUCUGGCACCCUGAGGCACUCCCAGGAAUUUCAGACCUGUCUUUCAUCCCCUCUCAAUUCGCCGAUCCCAGAAGCUGCUCCGCUAGCGCGGUCUUGCUUCACAUCCCCACCAAGGCAAGAGGACCAGGACGGACAUAUCUACUUUAAGCAUCGUCACAGGGCGGCGAAGCAGUCGAGGACAGAAUACGCGACUACAAGAUCGAGACGUGGGGCAGAACGUCAUACCUCGCCCGUCGGCAACCGACUUUCUCGUUACCCUGGCCCUAAGGACAGCUGCGAAAGAGCAACGGCUUCAGGUGAAUCUCUAUCUGGUCUCGGAUUACAACCUCUUGCGAAGAAGAAUCUGAAUAGAUCCGAGCCUGCCAAACAUGUGACGCCGGGACUGAACGAUGGUUCAGACAUAGUUCCCAACGCACGAGACAGACCUCCACCUCUGUGCUUGACGGAAGAAACUACAAAAUCUAGCAUGACUGCCGAGUUGCCAUCUGCUCAAGUACCACCACUUCCGGUGCUGGCCUCCCUUCCUUCAAACAUUUCCAGUCACAGAGACAUGCUUCGCGAUGCCGUGAACCACUGUAAUGACGAAGCUAUCGACGCUGGGAACCGGAAAAGAGCCGCGGUCGUUGACGUACUGAUCGCUGAGAUUGAUCCUGCAUCAGUUGUGUGGUCCACGAAUGAAGCUGGCAGUGGUAAACGAAAAGCUGCCUCUCCAGUGGGUAACAGAGCCAAAAGACGACUUAUACCUGUGACGGAACACCUCGCACCGGACUCAACUCGAGGGUCGAUAAAAUCGAUUCUCAAAGUAGCAAAGCCAAGCGUCACGAUCCAGGACAAAAUCACCGUCUCCAAGACAGCUCUGCUCCAUGGAGAGGACCAGCAACCUGACGGAGACGAUGGGCAUCGCCCGGCGGUGACCGGCCCGGAACCCCCGAAAUUGUCACCGGCUUCCGCCCCGAGGAGUAUCCUCAAAUCGUCCGCGCAGAGUUUGACGAAAGUGCUACCUAAUCCCGGUUCGUCAUCGGACAAGCAGGAUGCACAACGACAACAGUUGCUCAAAAUCGUCGAUGCCGAUGACGACUUUGACGUGGAACGUGCCAUGGACGAAUUGGGCUCUUAUUUGGGCACCUGGGACGUGGAAAGAAAGCUUACAUAUGUCGAUCUCUAA
This is a messenger RNA of Fonsecaea erecta, 1809 nucleotides long. RefSeq lists its product as hypothetical. The record is from RefSeq and is a predicted model, not a curated record. The transcript has a single exon. NCBI's taxonomy places the organism in Eukaryota, Fungi, Ascomycota, Eurotiomycetes, Chaetothyriales, Herpotrichiellaceae. Bases 1 to 1809 code for a protein of 602 amino acids.